UCAAAAUUUAGGGGAAGGGUGUUCCAGGUACCAGGAACAACCAGUGUAAAGGCCCUGAGGUGGGACUCUGAUGGGUGUGGUUACAGAACAGCAACUAGGAAUGUUGGGGGAAGGUGGGGUGUCAGAGGUAAUAGGGACAAAUGAGGUAAAGACCCGCGGGCCACAUUGAGGACUGGGGCAUGUAUUUGGGGUGAUGAGAAAUGUAGUACAUUCUUGAGUAGAGGAGAAAUGUGACCUGGCUUGUAAAAGUCUGGAUUAGACCCUAGGGAUCCUAACCUACUCAAACCUUUCUGGCAGCCCUGAGAACAGCUGGUGUACACUGAGACAUUCUGCCCUCCCCCGCAACAAUCCCACUCAGUGGUUGGGUCUGGGCAGGACACCCUGACAAUCCCCCCUACCUGGGUAGAUCAAUGGGAUGAUGCGGUGGUUGUCAUGACGAUGAUUGCUAGAGGAGUCAGGAGGGGAGGGUCCCUGUGGGCACAGGGAAUAGUCUGCCUUGACCUUCAGGGGUGGUGCCAGGGGAACCAUGCCGCUCUACGGGCGUACUCGAGGCCAUGUCAUCCAUCCCUCAGUUCUGGGCCAACGCCCUGUUCGACCCAUGGCUGGCCCCAUCACUGCAUCUGUACCCGAGAAGAGCUGCUAUGGAGCUUUCUCCUGCAGUGGGGCUAUUCCCCUAGAGGCCAACAAUCCAUCAUGUGGGCCCUUGCCCUCAGUCAGCCACCUAAAUCCAAGAACUCAGAUCGCCAUGGAUCGGAUGAAGAAGAUCAAACGGCAGCUGUCAAUGACACUCCGAGGUAGCCGAAGCAUAGACAAGACCAAUGGUGCCACUGAGCAGAUAGGCCUGGAUGAGAGUGGCGGUGGUGGUGGCAGUGACCCUGGAGAGGCCCCAACACGUGCUGCUCCUGGGGAACUUCGCUCUGCACGGGGCCCACUCAGCUCUGCACCAGAGAUUGUGCACGAGGACUUGAAGAUGGGGUCUGAUGGGGAGAGUGACCAGGCUUCAGCCACAUCCUCAGAUGAGGUGCAGUCUCCAGUGAGAGUGCGCAUGCGCAACCAUCCCCCACGCAAGAUCUCCACUGAGGACAUCAACAAGCGCCUGUCGCUACCAGCUGACAUCCGGCUACCUGAGGGCUACCUUGAGAAGCUGACCCUCAAUAGCCCCAUCUUUGACAAGCCACUCAGCCGCCGCCUCCGUCGUGUCAGCCUGUCUGAGAUUGGCUUUGGGAAACUGGAGACUUACAUUAAGCUGGACAAGCUGGGCGAGGGUACCUAUGCCACCGUCUACAAAGGCAAAAGCAAGCUCACAGACAACCUUGUGGCGCUCAAGGAGAUCAGACUGGAACAUGAAGAGGGGGCACCGUGCACCGCCAUCCGGGAAGUGUCCCUGCUCAAGGACCUCAAACAUGCCAACAUUGUUACGCUACAUGACAUUAUCCACACGGAGAAGUCCCUCACCCUUGUCUUUGAGUACCUGGACAAGGACCUGAAGCAGUACCUGGAUGAUUGUGGGAACAUCAUCAACAUGCACAACGUGAAACUGUUCCUGUUCCAGCUGCUCCGUGGCCUGGCCUACUGCCACCGGCAGAAGGUGCUACACCGAGACCUCAAGCCCCAGAACCUGCUCAUCAAUGAGAGAGGAGAGCUCAAACUGGCUGACUUUGGUCUGGCCCGGGCCAAGUCAAUCCCAACAAAGACGUACUCCAAUGAGGUGGUGACACUGUGGUACCGUCCCCCUGACAUCCUGCUUGGGUCCACGGACUACUCCACUCAGAUUGACAUGUGGGGUGUGGGCUGCAUCUUCUAUGAGAUGGCCACAGGCCGGCCCCUCUUCCCAGGCUCCACGGUGGAGGAACAACUGCAUUUCAUCUUCCGCAUCUUAGGAACCCCAACUGAGGAGACGUGGCCAGGCAUCCUGUCCAAUGAGGAGUUCAAGACCUACAACUACCCCAAGUACCGAGCCGAGGCCCUUUUGAGCCACGCACCCCGACUUGAUAGUGACGGGGCUGACCUCCUUACCAAGCUGCUGCAGUUUGAGGGUCGAAAUCGGAUCUCCGCAGAAGAUGCCAUGAAACAUCCAUUCUUCCUCAGUCUGGGGGAGCGGAUCCACAAACUUCCUGACACUACUUCCAUAUUUGCACUAAAGGAGAUUCAGCUACAAAAGGAGGCCAGCCUUCGGUCUUCAUCAAUGCCUGACUCAGGCAGGCCAGCUUUCCGCGUGGUGGACACCGAGUUCUAAGCCACAGACCGAGGCCCCAGCAGGCAGCGGCUGGAGGGAUGCCACACCCCUCACAGGGCAGCCCCCAACUACAUCUUCCCUGCUUACUCUCUGCCUACCUGCCUGAGCCAUGUUCGCCUGCCCACUUGUCCCCUGCUGCCUGCCCAAACACCCGACCAUUGGCCUGUCAACCCACCUAUUGGCCUGUCUGCUGGGUGCUAACAAAGCUCUCAUCACUCCUUCACUUGGUCUGUCUGUCUCUGUCUUGGUAGUUGCCGGCGGACAGCAUGGCUGUGCCAGCCUCCCACACUGAGGCCAGGCCUACCCCUCAUCAUACCAUCCCCCAGGACCACUACCCCACGGCCAGCCAGGGGUCCAGAGCUAGUUCAGGCGGGGGAUCUCAACUCAGACAAGAUGGUGACAAUGCCUUGAGUCUGAGGCGUCCCUGCCUGCUUUCCUGCCUGCCCCACUUGCCUCAUAUUAUGUGGGCCUUUUUUUUGUUUAUUUCAUUUUUUUAAUUAUUAUUUUAAAUGAGGUUUUCAUUUUUUUAAAUGCAAUAUCUCUGUAUACAGACUGGCUGGGCCCCACCCCCUGCGUGUGGCCCUCCCAUAGUAUUUUGUGCAAUGAAGCCCUGCUCCCAGCCUUUCAGAGACAGGGACAUAGCCCCUAUUUGGAACCCUGAUCAUCACCAAACCCUGGGAUCAGCUAUGGGAAAGCAUGCCACGGCCACUCACCUUCCUAACCCUGCCUGCCAUCCCCAGCUGCAGGGAGAUCUAGGGACUACCAGAGACUCUGGGAAAUGGACAAGGUUGGGGGGGCCCCACUCUUUCCCUCCUGCAGUCCCAUAGCUGGGGCCUCCUCCCUUCUCAGGGUCUCCGCAGCCCAGCCCUCCUGCUCCCAUCCCACGCGGUGCUGUUGGGUAGGGGCCCUGCCAGGAACUGACCAGCUUGGCAAGGAGCCAUAGUGUGCAUAUGUAUGUGCACAAGAAGGGUUGGUGGGGGUGUGAGGGGUUAUGCCCAAGUGUUGCCCCCUAUCCCCUGGGGGAGGGUGAGGCAGGGCAGGGACAGUCUCCAGGGUCAGUCCCUGGAUGGGUGGUUACCUCCCCUUCCUCCACCCUAAGCCCUGGGGCCCUGAAAUGGGGUGGGAGGCAGGGGUGGGAGCCCUCCUAGUGGGGUUUGGGGGGUUGGGUUCCUGAAUGCACCAUAAUCGCUGUAUGAAAUAUUAAAAAGUCUAAAGUGAAAA
Saimiri boliviensis boliviensis (Bolivian squirrel monkey) is the source of this 3457-nucleotide messenger RNA. RefSeq names its product cyclin dependent kinase 16 (gene CDK16). Lineage: Eukaryota; Metazoa; Chordata; Mammalia; Primates; Cebidae. The record is from RefSeq and is a predicted model, not a curated record. Gene Ontology annotation, molecular function: cyclin-dependent protein serine/threonine kinase activity; ATP binding. Gene Ontology annotation, biological process: protein phosphorylation; exocytosis; neuron projection development. Gene Ontology annotation, cellular component: nucleus; cytoplasm; synaptic vesicle.